GGGGUUAGUGAGAGAAACCGUUAGAGGGCGGCGCGCGCAGCCCGGUGGGGACCGUUACGGUUGGUGACAGGCGGCACCGCGGGGCUCGGGGAGGGAGAGGAGGAGGAGGAGGUGGAGGAUGUUCGCUGAGAUGGAUUUGCUGCUGGACAAGGUCCCCUCACCCACAGCCACAGCCACAGCCUCCGGGCCCGGAACCAGCGCCGACUCGUGGCCUGGGAGAGCGACACGGACAGAUGGUUGUGGUUCAUUAAUAACAGGAGUUCAUUGUCGCAAAAAGAAACUUUCAAAGAGACCAGGGUACAUGAAGAAAGAUGUUCAGGAACAGUUAAGUCACCAACCAGUUGUUGGUUUUCAUUUGACACCACAGCAGGUAAAAAACAACAGAAAUACCUGCGGAGAUUUUUCUUCUGACAUUAUUAAACCUGAGGGACAUUGUUUAAACAAUCCAAAGUGUCUAAGGAAGAACAAAAUCACAGAGCAUCAGAAUACAUCUUCAAAGCACAUAUCUGCAAGAAAUACAACUUUCGGGACAAAUAUAAUUCCAUUACAAAAUAAUCGGUAUUCUGCUGCAAACUGUCAGUGGACUGACUGUGGUGGUGGUUCAUGUUACACGGAAAUUAAUACUGUUACAGAGCAAUUGUCAGAAGGGUGUCGACAGAAACAGGAUGUCUGGCCUACACUGUAUAAAAAUGAAAAUACUAUGAAUAUUACCAAGCCACAAUCAAUGCCUGAUCUGAAUAAACCACUGUACAGUGAAAAGAUACAAAUAGCACAGCCCCAGGAUACAGACGAAGAGAAAGCCAAGUUAGCUGAUAUCUUCAAUUCCAGCUUCAGUUUUAUACAGUUGUCAUUAAAUUCAAGCAAUACUAAUUCUGACUGUGUAAAUGAACUCCAGCAAGAUAGGUGUGCUUCAGGUUCACUGCUACAAAAACAAGAACCACUGCAGAACCAAGGUUAUAAAGUUAGUACAUCAGCAACAGAGCAGUUCUGCACCAGACGUUUGUGGGAAGAUGUUGAAACUUCUUGUUGGCAUUCCUGUCAAAAUGUUAAUAAAUUUGUUAAAGCUACACAAUCAAAGGAUGGGCCUCAGGAUUAUGACUUGCUGUCAUUAGAUACCGAUGCCCCACUUCUGUUCUUAGCUGAUUCUUCUGACGGCUCUUCUGCUGGUUCAUCUGUAACUUCAGGGUAUGGGAGCAGUAUUACUGCAGUUGACCAGAGAUGUAAUUCUUUAAUGAGGAAAUAUGAACCGAUUAUUCAAGACUGUCUGCUUGAAAACAGGACACAAAUAAAGCUGCAAUCCUUGAUUCUGAAGCUGCAGAAGCUUCAGAAAAAAGCUGUUCAGGAAGAUGAUUAUGAAAAAGCUGAUAGUUUCAAUAAGAAGUUGGCAGAGCUGAAACAGGAGAAGAGUUCCUUAAAGUUCCAGCUACCUUCCUAUCAACCUUGUAUUGCACGAUUUUUGGAAAAAGUCCAACUUCAAGCACAAGUUCCUGUGAACGAGACUUCUACAAUAUUUUCUAACAAUGCAGGUAAUUUCCACUUGAAAAGUUUUGAAAAUGAAGCUUCAGAUACAAGUCCUGUAAACCUACAGAUAUCAUGGUCAAGGAGAACUCAGCUUAUUCAAGAAAAGCAAAAGUUGCGGAAAGAAAUUGCUGAUCUUAAAGGACAACUGGUAGUAUUGGAAACUAAAGAUCAUCAGCUGAACUUGGCAAUGGAAGAAGAAAAGAGACUCAUCCAAUCACAGGAUUCUGAACUUUGUUUCUUAUCAACUGUGUCAGCUAAUGAAUUACAAGAACUGAACAAAUCUUUGAAUGAUAUUCUGGCCUUGCGAAAUCAAAUUGUCUUCAGUGCAGAACUUCCAGAACAUAUAAAGAGGCUCCAGAAGAAAGAACAAUCACUAAGCAUUGCCAUAAAGGCAACAACUGCCAAGGCCUUUAGCAGUCAGAAAUUGUGCAAUAACUUGAGGAAGAAAGUGAGCGACAUUGAAACACAACUUCCAAUUCUCUUUGAAGCCAAAAUGUUAGCUGUCUCAGGGCAUGAAUUCUCCACUGCUAAGGACCUUUCUGAGGAGAUCAAAUCAUUGACUACUGAUAAAGGCAGACUUGAAGAACUUCGCUGUGAUUUGCAAGCUUUAAGUACCUGGAAUGCACAGAGACUUGAAGUAGUCAGAGAAGAUUACAGCAGGUUGAAGACAGAACUGCAGCAAGAAGAGGAACAAUUUGAAAAGAGAUUAAAGGAAAAUGUAUUUAAAUAUAUGGAAGUGCUAGAAGACAAGAUAAAUGGUUGUGGAAGCCAGUUGCUUGAGAGAAUGUUCGAAGCAGACUUGGAGGCCUGUCAGCUGUUUGUCAGAGGUUUACAGCUAAAAGAAGCAAGUUACUUUGCCUCUGAAGGGGACGAGUACCGGGCAGAUGAAGAAGAUGAGGCCAUUGAAGAUCCAUGCUCUGAGAUUAAGGAUAAAAUGGAAUCUGUCUUUUCUCAAGAGCAUGAUUUGUGUGCUGUUCGUCAACAAAAGGAAACUGCUUCAGCUGAGAAUUCAAGAAAAUGCUCACUCAGCAUCCAGAAUACAUCAACAAAGGUUGUUUGUGAAGGUCUUGCAGUAGACAUUGGAGAACAGUGUGAAGCAAUCAGUGACCAACUACUAAGCUUGGAAGAUCAGCUGCUAACUGCAACAGAUAAUCAUGAUGACUGUCUCACUCAGUCUCUACAGAGAGAAAUCCAGAUGGUGAAAGAAACACUACAUGCAAUGCUGAAACAGCUUUUGCCAUUAGAAGAGGAAGAAGAAGAAUCAGAAGACUUUGUAGUUGGCAGCCGGUGACUAAACAAGAACCUGCUUGAAAUCACCUGAUGUUGGAUUACACUUCGUAUGGGAUGAUCGUCAGCAACCAAGUUAAGAUUUAGCGACCCUUAAGCUUGCUUCCAUCAACAAUAUAAAUGGUAACUGAAACAAUUACAUACAGUUACCAAAAUGGACGAUAAAUACUACUUUUAGGUCACUUGAUUUGGCCAGAAAUGAAUGAAUGUUUAUUGGCUCAUAUUAUAACUUUUCCAGUUGUAAUUUUAACCAAAUACAACUGUUCUACUAACAUUAUGGCGAAACCUGGCACAUCUAUAAACUUGUCACAAGAGCCAUUGUCGAUCUUUACUCAGUCUUUUACAGGGACAAUUGUACAAUAUUUUCUAUGGGACCAAACUACAAUGGUAGCAUUACUUAGGAUCACUGUUGUAAGAACACAUCAUCAGUAGGGUAAAACUACCCUGUCUUUACAACAGUCUAAUCCCAGAUCACAUUCUUUAUUCGUGGCUGAACAAUCCCAAUGCUUGGUGAAUUCUGCUUCAUGAUGAUAGAAAGAGCAUCAUUGAUGAAUCAAAAAGUGACAUCGCUUUGAAUGCUUGGCCUCCACAAGCCAGUUACAGACACCCCACGUUCAAGAAAUGUACUUUCUACACUUCAAGGAAAAUCAGAAAGCUCAAAAAUGUUUGAAAAUAGAUAAAUAUAUUUCUGUGUUACAAAGAGAUCAGAAAUAGAUCAUCGUUCUGUAUUUAUUCCCUGAAGUAUGGAAAUGAAAAAGGCAUUUUUAUCAAAUUUUCAAAGAAAAGGGGGAAGCUGAACUCCUUAAGUUCCAUAUAUUUCAUUCAUUUACUAUUCUAGUAUAAACUCAAGGCUACCUAGAAAUAGAUUUUUUUAAAGUAAUAUUUGCUAAGAGACUCCCUUCUUGAACUCUGAACCUGAACUACAGGAUUAUCCUAGAUUUUAAGGAUAAGAGAAAUUGAUGUGCACUUUCUGUCUGUUCCAUUUAUUCCAGAGUUUGCAAAAAUAUUUAGCCUGUGAGGGCCUUAAUUAUUCCCUGCAAAGGAGUUAGAAACCUUUUAAUUUGAAGGGUUAACUAAUCCAUGAUGCUCCAGUCUUGUGAUCCAUCCUUACCUGAUGUCCUGUAGCUCAGUGGUUAGAGCACUCGCCUUG
Molecule: messenger RNA, 3958 nt
Organism: Callorhinchus milii (elephant shark)
Lineage: Eukaryota; Metazoa; Chordata; Chondrichthyes; Chimaeriformes; Callorhinchidae
Gene: disc1
Product: DISC1 scaffold protein
Exons: 14
Coding region: 119-2812 (897 amino acids)
Biological process (GO): neuron migration; cilium assembly
Cellular component (GO): mitochondrion; microtubule; centrosome
Source: RefSeq, a predicted model, not a curated record